This is a messenger RNA of Thalassophryne amazonica, 5418 nucleotides long. RefSeq names its product RNA binding motif protein 27 (gene rbm27). Gene Ontology annotation, biological process: mRNA processing. The record is from RefSeq and is a predicted model, not a curated record. Gene Ontology annotation, molecular function: metal ion binding; RNA binding. Lineage: Eukaryota; Metazoa; Chordata; Actinopteri; Batrachoidiformes; Batrachoididae. Gene Ontology annotation, cellular component: nucleus.
UCGUUGCAUCCCUGUAUGAUCCUUUGCGAAAGCGCACUAGUUUGUGACUUUGUCUCAUGUGGUAAAUUUUUUAUUCGUAUUAAAUAUUUUAAUACGCAGCUGGUCGACCACUGGUAUAGUCCAGUUGUGUGUGUUGAAUAACCAAAGCCCGCUUUACGGCAAUUCGAGCUGGGUUGUCCGACCUGCAAGUAAAGCGAGAAGGCCGUCUUAAGCUUCUAAAGUAAUUGACGAUGAAAGUUGGAUUAUUAACGCGCGCUUUCUUUUACUAGACAGUAUUAUCGUCUUUCUCACGAUGCUCAUAGACAAUGUUGACGCCUUGAAGUCGUGGCUGGCAAAACUCCUGGAGCCAAUAUGUGACGCUGACCCCUCUGCAUUAGCAAACUAUGUUGUGGCUCUCGUGAAGAAGGAUAAACCAGAGAAAGAACUAAAAGUCUGUGCGGAUCAGCUGGACGUCUUCCUACAAAAAGAGACGAUAGGAUUUGUGGACAAACUUUUUGAGUGUUUGACAACCAAGAUCUACUUGGGAAAUCCUGUUGCCAAGGAGAUGGCCAAAGAGGAAGUCAAACAACCAACUGUCAGAUCAGAUAUGGAGGCUGAAACAGUGGAGGAGGAGAGGGAAAACAAGAGGAGGAGAAGUCCUCUGAGAAACCGUGCUGAGUUUAAUGAGUCCAGGUGUCGUGAUGACAGAAGGCGAGAGGAGAGAAAGCGCCGUGAUUUUGAUCGGCAUGGGAAAAGUGACUCCCAUCGCGAACGAGAGCGCCACGAGCGGCGGAGGAACAGCCCACGCGAGAGAAGCUACAGUCGGAGCCGGAGUAGGAGUGGCAGCAGAGGAAAGAGCAGGGACCGUGAACACAGAGGAGGCAGAGACUACAAGUCAAAGUUUGAGGUGGAAAGGAAGGACCCUGAAGGCUACACCUCUUCUUCCACUUCUACUUCACAGCAUCCCCUGCCUCUUUCCACACCAGCACACCCCUUUUCCUCUUCUUCUUCCUCCUCUGGUGGUGGUGUUUCCAUAGUAACCCGAGCUCACCUACCCGAUAGCACGACAGAUAGCUGGUCUGGAUACUUCGGUCCCCAGAGGCAAGAUGGUGGCAGCAGCAAGUCAUUCAGCAACAAGAGUGCAUCACUUAAACAGCGUUGCAGGGAUUACGAUGAAAAAGGAUUUUGUGUCCGGGGUGACCUCUGUCCUUUUGACCACGGCAAUGAUCCCCUUGUUGUGGAUGAUGUCAACCUACCAAACAUGAUUCCUUUUCCACCCCCACCGGUUAUGCCCCCUACAAGACUGCCAGUGCCCCCAAUUACAGAGCCACUUCCCUCCCUUAGGAUGCCAUCGAUGCCUUUGUAUGGCCAACCACCACCACCGGGUGUCUUUCCCUUGCCGGGGCCCCCACUGAUAGCAACUAGUGGGAUUGACACCCCUAACCACCAAUCUGCAAUCACUUCUUCACCUCCUAUUGGGCCACCUGGCGUAGGGCUGCCACCAACUCUUCCUCCUCCUCCGCCUCCUCCUCCCUCCUCGUCUUCAUCUGUGUCUCUUCGCCCCCCCUACGUCCAGUCUGAAUAUAACUAUGACCAAGAGGGCUAUAACCCAGAAUCCCCAGGUCUGACCACCGCAGGCCGUAACCCAUACCGUCAGUUCAUUCCCCGUGUGCAGACACAGCGGCCUAACCUCAUCGGCCUCACAUCUGGCGAAGGACAAGGCUCCAGAGCUGCCAACAUAGUUAUCCAGACAGAACCUGCAGCUGCAGCUACCACUCCUGGCAAUAAUGUUGCCCUUUUCAACACAGAGCAGGACAACAGGAAGAGACCCAUCAGGCUUAAUGUUACUGAGGGGCCACUCAAUAAAAAACCCUGGAUGGAUAAGCCGGGUUUUAACAACCAACACAAGACCAGCUUUCCUAAGAGGAAUCAUUAUGUGAACACAAAGCUGGAAGUACAAAGGAUUCCAUGUGAACUGAACAACAUCACCAAGCUCAAUGAACACUUCAGCAAGUUUGGAACUAUAGUCAAUAUCCAGGUGGUAGACCCAGAGACAGCUUUAAUCCAGUAUACAAAGAAUGAAGAAGCCAGGCGGGCCAUAUCCAGCACAGAGGCAGUUCUUAACAACCGCUUCAUCCGGUUGAUUUGGCACCGUGAACCUGGCACAAAUACUCAAGGUCUUCAGCAGCAAGAGCAGAGCUCAGGAAUCCAGACAGCUGGCUCUGCCCCAAGCCACAUGUCUCAGCAGAGCAGCUUGCACAAGGUGAUCAAGCAGCACCCACCAGCCGCUUAUGUUUUGAACAAAACUGUUCCCAAGCAUUGCCUGCCAGCAGCUUCUGGAGUCACAGCUACAAGCAAUUCGGGCAGCUUGAACCCAGGCACAGACUCUGUUACUGUGACGCCCACACUCACAAACACCCAAAAGAGCAUCUUCACUUCCGCUCAACUCAAGUCAUCCUCCAAGAGCCUUGGAAAAACAGGAAAAGUUCUAGAAGCACAGGCGGUCCUCAAGAAGAAGCAGGAGGCAUUAAAACUGCAACAUGAUAUGAGAAAGAAGAAGCAAGAGAUGUUGAAGACGCAGAUAGAGUGUCAGAAGGUGUUGAUAAAUCGUCUGGAAAAGAACCGAGUGAUGAAACCUGAGGAAAGGGCUAACAUCAUGAAGACCCUGAAGGAGUUGACAGAGAAGAUUGCCAAGCAACAAAAUGAAAUGAACCUUGCAAACAACACCACGAGCACUAAACCCAACAGCAACCAGCCAAAAACCAAGACAGAUGCCCAGAAAGAACUGCUGGAUGCAGAGCUGGACUUUCACAAGAAAAUGAACUCUGGGGAGGACACAACAGACCUCAAGAAAAAACUGGGACAGCUACAGGUGGAGGCAACGCGGUUGGGUCUGAUCCAGCCUCCAGGAGGCAGAGCUCGCGGACGAGGAAAGAUUGUACCAGAGCUUGGGUCGAUGCACGUCGGCCGUGGGAGAUCCAAAAGCAGAGACAUGACAACACGAGGAGGGACAGUAAAUCGCAUGGUGGUAGACCACAGACCUAGAGCCCUAGCCAUACUUGGGGUCACUCAGGAAGAGAAGGAAGAGUUAAGGCCCCAUUUUGUGAAAUUUGGUGAGAUUGAGGAUCUCCGUGACCAAGAUGCCAACAGUGUAGUCAUGACAUUUAAGACACGAAGUGAAGCAGAAAAUGCAGCCAACCAGGGAGCGAAGUUCAAAGAUCGUGUCCUUCAGAUUUCUUGGUACAAGCCCAAGACUCCUUCUGAUACAACAGAGCAGGAGGAGGACGAGGCUGAAGAGGAGGACAAUACGAAUGAAGCUCACCCUUAUCUGCCUGGUGCAGAGGAAGAGGAGGAGGAAGAAGAGGACGAUGAUGAAGACGAUGAAAAUGAGAGCCGAUCUUGGAGGCGAUGAAGUUUUUUUUUUUUUCAACAUGUUUUAUGUUUUCCAGUCUGCAGAUUCCACACUGAUUGGGUGGAGCAUUUCAUUUUUCCCUCUCCCCCAGUAUUUUGAAACUAAUUUCGAUCAAUAUUACAAAGAUGAAAAAAAACUUGUAUGUUGUACAUAAACAGAGGUUUAGAGGGCCAGUAAGUUUUGUAACCCUCGUCUCAAUAAACUAAUUUAAUGUCUCAAGUUUUGUUGAGAAAGAUAAUUACGUUCUUCUAUAGAUAGAAAAUCAGUGUAAGUUUGAGUGUGCUUACAGAUAAUAGUAAUUCACAGCGUUUGUGUCUGCUGUGAAUAGGUAUUUUUAUACAUACUGUAUUUCAGCGCUUUUUCAUCACCAGUUUUGAAAUGUUUUGUCCUCAAUUCAGCUCACUCUUCUCUGUUGCUGCCAGAGACUUUUUCCCCCCUCUUCACCAAUGGCCUGUCACAUACACGUACAAUUGGUUCUGACAGUUGACACAAUGUGAUGUGAUUUAAUUUCAGUUUGUAAAUGAUUCACAUGCUUCAUUUGCCACCGUGCUGGCAUGAUAACAUCUAGUUUAACCGAGCAGCUUACACAUGGCACCAAAUUGCAGGUGUAGAAAGCCAGCAGUGCAAUAAGAGAACCCAGAAGUUUACACCACACGUGGGCCACAUUUCGCGCGCUUGUGUUUGGUUUACACCUUGUGUAAAUAGAAAUACUUCCAUUUUUCUAAUACCAUUUUCCACUUGUUUUAUUGUCACCGAAACAUUGUGGCAGGGCUCUGAUCAGAUUGCUGGCAUCAGAAACGCCGUCUUGAGACAGGUGAUUGAAUGUAAUAGUGAACCUUUUAAUUUUAAUAUUUAAUUUCUUCGCCUUACACAGUCAGCACAUGGCUGAAUUUUUACAAGAUUUGUCAUUUACUUUUGUAAAUUGUGUAAAUGGUAGAAAGAGGAAUUUGUUUUGGUUUUUUUUUGUUGUUUUUUUGAAUUUAACAAUUCAUUUUAAAUUAAUGACUAGACUGAGUUGAGAAGGUCAAGCAAGAGUGCAGUUUCUCUGCUUCAGAAUUUUAUGUUUAAAACCAAUACUUAUUUCACUUGGACUGAGUGGGACAUUUGUUUGAAAUGGACAGAGUUCCUCUCUGGGACUGUGUUGAAUAAAAUCCAGGACUCAGUCUCAAUUGUGUUACUGCUGCUUUGCUUGUAUGUGAAAACCAGCACAAGCACCAUUUUUCAGUGUGAAUAUUUUACCACCAAAUCAUAGUUUUUUGUGUUGAUUCUUUCAUGUUUUAUUUUAGAAGUUUGAAGGGAUGCAAUCCUUUGAUCAUACAGAAAUGCACUCUACGUUCGCUAACAUAGAAAUCCACUACUGUUUGUACUGGACUUGCAGCACAAUGAAGUGCUGCCUAAACCGAUCACUGCAACGUGACCGAUUUAAUACGGCAACGGUUCACGGAUAAAUGUGUGAACUGCAGUGCUUCAAAUAUAGGUUUUGAAAGCCUCUCGACUCGUGCCCACUUGUUUUCACAUCACUCCGCCUCCUGCUGAUGACCUCACUUGACACACUCAAGCUUGGUUUUUUUUUUUUUUUUUUUUUCCCCCCCAUCUUCAACAAAAAGUGAACUGUCUUUAAUGUCAUUGGUUUGAGUUUGUGCUUGUUUGUGAGGACAGUUUUUAAGGACACACUUUUAUUGGUAGGGUUCUUCUGUAAGAUGAUCGGAGGAUAGUCACGCCCUCCUUUUGUAUCAUAUUCUGUAUGCUACUAUCCCACACUAGUGUAAAAAAAUGUAAAAUGUUUAUCGGACAAUAGCUCAGAUUUGUUACUGUUUAUAUUUGCAGGAUGUGGAUGUAUUUUCUUCAUGUAUUUUGUUUGGGGGGGGGGGGGGGGGGGGGUAAUAUACUAGCAUGUUUGCUUUUGCCAAUAAAGAUGGAGGAAUGAGGUGCUUGUGAAAGUCACCAAAAAAAAAAAAAUGAAGAGGAAAAAAAAAAAAUUUAAUUUGAUCUGGGCAAGAGGGAAAAAGUUAAAUCUGAGUCGAAAA